AUGUUCUACGACCUCAACGUACCCUGGCCAUCCACAUCGGCCAACGCCUCGUCCUCGUCCUCAUCCUCGUCAUCGGCAGCGGCCGGCAAGAAAAAGCCAAAGCCAGCAGCAGGCGCACCACAGCAAGCCACUCCGUCCGAUCCAAAGGGCAAGGCGACCAGCAACGGCGGCAGCACCACCGACCCGCUAUCGAGCCUCGGCGACGCAGGCGCCGUCGCCACCCUCACCGAGCUCACCCACGACCUCGCAUCCCUGGGAUACAGCACCAUCGCCUACAACCUCAACGUACACACCCGCUUCGAUCCCGCCGUACACGCCAACCCCUUUUCACCCACGCCAGAGGGGAAACCCACCGUCGCCUUCCCCGCCCUCGAUCCGCGCACCUCUGCACCGCCAUCCUCCUCCUCCUCCUCCUCCUCCUCCUCCUCCUCUUCCUCCUCCAGCGCCGCACGAGCCGCCACGACAGCAACGGCGAUACCGGGGCAGAGCCUCACCCAGCUCUCCCGCCUCACCCUCACCCUCACCGAGGCCUCGCUCCAGCCACCGGGCCACGGCAUGCUCACAUCGCACGCGACCGCGCUCAUGAGCUACGACCUCCUCUCCGUCCAGCCAACGUCCGAGGCCACCUUCCAGCACGCCUGCCUCACCCUCUCGGAGCUCCGCCCCUUUGCCAUCGACAUCAUCUCGCUCGACCUCGCUUCCACCCCGCGCCUCCCCUGGCUCCUCCGCCGCACCACCAUCAACGCCGCACUCGAGAACGGAGUCAUGUUCGAGGUAUGCUACUCAUCCGCCCUCUCCUCCUCCACCCCGGGCAGCGGCGCAGCGGGAGGAGGAGGAGGAGGGGGCGACGCCUCGGCGCAUCUCAAGUCGCGGCGCAACCUCAUCGCCAACACGCGCGACCUGCUGCGCAUCACCAACGGGCGGGGCGUCAUCUUUUCCAGCGGCGCCAUGAGCGCUCUCGCGCUGCGCGGGCCCUACGACGUCGUCAACCUCGCAAACGUCUUUGGCAUGUCGCCCCAGGCCGCCCGCGAUGCCGUCAGCGAGAACCCGAGGCAGCUCAUCGUGCGCGCCCGUACCCGCAAGUCGUAUCGCGGCGUCGUCGGCCCCCCCGUCGUCCUGGCCGCCGCCUCUCAGACAGAGGCACCACUGUCGGCCCCCGCCGCCACCUCUGCAGCGAGCGCGACAAGAAAGAGGAAGCAGGUCGACGGUGACGGCGACGGCAAUGGCGAUGAGACCCCCAGGGGCGAGGCGCAACCUGCCGCCCCAUCGCAGCAGCCGCCAAAGGACAAGGGCAAGGCCAAGGAACCGAAACCGGCCGGUGGCAGUAGUGGCGGCGGCAAGAAGCGACGGCUGCAGGCAUGA
Molecule: messenger RNA, 1362 nt
Organism: Pseudozyma flocculosa PF-1
Lineage: Eukaryota; Fungi; Basidiomycota; Ustilaginomycetes; Ustilaginales; Ustilaginaceae
Exons: 1
Coding region: 1-1362 (453 amino acids)
Biological process (GO): tRNA processing
Cellular component (GO): nucleolar ribonuclease P complex
Molecular function (GO): RNA binding
Source: RefSeq, a predicted model, not a curated record